CAGUAUGACAUGCAGAUGAGUGCCGUCGAUCUUAGAAUCACCGCACACUUCACUCAUUUGGGCAGUCACGGGGCCAAAACCAGAGUGUGGAGCCACAGUGUGGCGGUGGAGGCAGCAGCAAUGGGAGGCCAUACAGCACCCUAUGACAAAAUGGAACCCACCAGCAGUGUGAGGAGACCUGAAAGUGGCACAUGGCAGAGUGUGGCGAUGAAGACAGCAGCAAUGGGAGGCCGUACAGGGACCCAUGACACACUCUGGACCUGGCAGCAGCAUGAGGAGGCGGUACAGGGGCCCAUGACAGAUUACGGGCCUGGCAGCAGCAUGAGGAGAGCCGGUACAGGGGGCCAUGAAUCAGUAUGGACCUGGCAGCAGUGUGAGGAGACCCGAAAGUGGCAAAUGGCGCAGGGUGGCGGUGGAGGCAGCAGUAUUCGGAAGACAUACACAGGACUAGUUUAAAAAGCGGAAGCCGUCAGCAGCGUGA
Staurois parvus is the source of this 481-nucleotide messenger RNA. The record is from the annotation of a GenBank genome assembly. Lineage: Eukaryota; Metazoa; Chordata; Amphibia; Anura; Ranidae.